Molecule: messenger RNA, 657 nt
Organism: Fusarium vanettenii 77-13-4
Lineage: Eukaryota; Fungi; Ascomycota; Sordariomycetes; Hypocreales; Nectriaceae
Exons: 1
Source: RefSeq, a predicted model, not a curated record
AUGGCGCCUCUUGAUUAUUCCUGGCGUCCCCUCCAGCCCAACGAGAUCCGCUUAGUCUCACUGGAAGCGCCAGCAGAAACCAUCACCCAGGCCAAAUGGAAACUUACCGUUGCAGGCUUGGCCGAUAAGUCAGCCAGCUACUACGCCGUCUCGUACAGAUGGGGACAGCCUCUAGACGAGGAACCCUUCAAAUCAAUGACCAACGACCGAGAGUCAUGUAUCCACAUCGACGGUAGCGAUGUAAUGGUUACGAAGAACCUCUCGGACUUUUUGCAUGAGGUGCAAAGGGAUAAGAAGUUGAAGGAAGAAGAGUUCUGGAUUGACGCGAUAUGUAUCAAUCAAGAGGACCCCCAGGAACGGAGCCGCCAAGUCAGUACCAUGAUGGGCAAGAUCUAUCGGUCAGCGAAGUGCGUCAUUGCGUGGCUCGGGGACGCAGACUCGCAUACGCAACGAGCGUUCGACCACUUGGAUCAUCUGGCGAAGUCCCCGACCCUUCUAUCACCCGGGUCCCAAUCAGCCUCCACCAAUUACAGUGCCUCGAUCAAUGGUGAUGAGAAUGGGUCUUGUUGGGAAUCGGCUGUCAAACUGUUUGAUCGGACAUAUUGGAACAGAUCCUGGAUAAUCCAGGAGCUCGUCUUGCCAGAGAAUGUCAUUGUC